This is a messenger RNA of Pocillopora meandrina, 1136 nucleotides long. NCBI's taxonomy places the organism in Eukaryota, Metazoa, Cnidaria, Anthozoa, Scleractinia, Pocilloporidae. The record is from the annotation of a GenBank genome assembly.
AUGGCUAUACAAAAACUUUUCUCUGUAACUGCCAAAAACCAGUUACAAAUAGUAACGCUCUUGAUGAAAGGGAACCAAGCGACUGGUUUUGCUGUUAUUCCUUACAUACAGGGUGUUACGGAACCCAUCAAGAGAAUUUUGAAUAGCCACAACGUGAAAGUUGCUCAAAAACCUUUUCAGACUUUGGGGCAUAUUUUCGCCAAACCUAAGGAUCCUAUCACGAAAGAACAACGAACCGACGCCAUUUAUUCUAUUCCUUGCAAUGACUGUGACAACGAAUACAUAGGACAGACCAAACGUCAGUUUGGUACAUGGUUAAAAGAGCACCAAAAAGCGGUUUUUCUUCGCAAAAAAGAACAUUCAGCUUUAUCGGAGCAUACAUGCCUAACCAACCAUACAAUUGGGUGGGAUAAUUCUAAUAUUAUCACCACUAAUCGGCGUUACCACCAGCACCUUUGUUUGGAGGCUUGGCAUAUUAACUCUGCCCACACUCCUUUAAAUCUUGACGAUGGCGGUUUGCUUCCUGGCGCCUAUUUACACCUCGUCAGAAAAAAGGCCGCUAAUUAGUGAUCAUAUAAAAGGACCUCUUGUUGUAGCGUUUAGAUCACCCCUGAUGAAGGCACUAGACAGGAGUGUCGAAACAUUGGAUCUAUGAAUUGUUGAAUCAUUAAAUCAUUAAAUCUGCAAACCAGAGUAGCAUCAAACUAUGUCUAACUUUGUAAAAGUGAACAAAGAGAAGUAGAUGCUGUGUGCCAUACACUGUCAGUCAUGUAUAUGCCCUUUGCAGAUUUCAGAGAUGGAUAUAGUUGUACUAUUGAUAAACAAAUUUGACGAAAAGUUUUUGCAUCCAUUACACAAAGGCCUGCUAAGUGGAUCCCUUCCGAAACCAUUUUCAAUAUGAAAGUAGUAUUCACGGAUACAACAGAUAUGCUUCUUAUUAUUAGUUAUAUGAAAUGAUAGAGAAUCGUAAUGAGGGACUUCAGGUUCCAGAGAACUAUUUGGAAGUCUUUACCGAAAGCCCCACUACACAACCAGAAGUGCCAGCACCCACACAAGCAGAAAUAGAAAAGUCUUAUUUUACCAAAGCAAAUGCAAAGGAACGACUGUUUGCUGAGCAUGGUACCUCCGUUUGCUGA